GAAAAUCUUCGAUCUGGUAUAAUCAAAAGAUAAGUUUAAAAUGAAUGUAAAGAGAUAUGCCAGCCAAACCCCUUUUCUGCGUGCGUUAAAGUGGUUGCUUCUUUUGUCACUUGCUUGAAUUUUAUAUAUAGGCUUAGCCACCUGCUGUCAGCAGAGAAAAACACAUGCGGAAGAAAGCUCGUGCUUAUCUCUUCCGCUCUCAUUAUUUAGUCACCGUUAUAUUCAUCAUUCUUGCUUGUAACACUCUACUGUUUCAUCCCUGAUAAGAAGCCGAGAUAUCAAAAUGUGUAUAGCUGCGUUUAUUUGGCAAGCUCAUCCUCUUUACCCUCUUCUUCUCCUGCAAAACAGAGAUGAAUAUCAUCAGAGGCCUACGAAGCCGGUGGGGUGGUGGGAUGGAGGUGAAAUUUUAGGAGGGAGAGAUGAACUUGCUGGAGGGACAUGGUUAGCCUGUUCAAGAAAAGGCAGGGUGGCUUUUCUCACCAAUGUGUUGGAGCUUCAUACCCUUCCUGAGGCGAAGAGCCGAGGAGACUUGCCUGUGCUUUUUUUGGAGAGUACAAAGAGUCCGAUUGAAUUUGCACAGCAACUGGUAACAGAGGUUCAUCAAUACAAUGGGUUUAACCUGAUACUGGCUGACAUGCUUUCCAAGACUAUGGUUUAUGUCUCCAAUCGACCCAAAGGAGAACCCAUUACCAUUCAAGAAGUUUGCCCAGGCAUUCAUGUGCUUUCAAAUGCAAAACUUGAUUCACCCUGGCACAAGGCUCAGCGUCUGGGGCUGAAUUUUAAAGAACUGUUGAUUAAUUAUGGGGACGGUGAAUUACCUGUGAAAGAGAUGACUGAAAAACUGAUGAGGGACUCAAUUAAGGCGGAUGAAAGCAGGUUACCUGGUAUUUGUUCACUUGAUUGGGAAUAUAGUCUAAGUUCUGUGUUCGUUGAAGUAGAGACCCCACUGGGACGCUAUGGCACAAGAAGCACUGUUGCGUUGACAAUAGAAGAAAGCGGGCAAGCAAGCUUUUAUGAGAAGUAUCUUGAAAAGGAUACAUGGAAGGAGAAAACUGUGAAAUACUAUAUUCCGAAGCUGAAGUAGAUUGAGAAAAUAAAACAUGUGAUGGUGCUUAAAUAUGGAAUUAAGCAUUCAUUUGUUUGUAUGACAUGCAUCAAUGUCUCAGUUGAUCCUAUGGACCAAUGAAGAUAAUGAAAUAAAAUUUAAAGGGUUGUUUGGUUUCA
Mangifera indica (mango) is the source of this 1224-nucleotide messenger RNA. RefSeq names its product transport and Golgi organization 2 homolog. The transcript has 5 exons. The record is from RefSeq and is a predicted model, not a curated record. Bases 284 to 1084 code for a protein of 266 amino acids. NCBI's taxonomy places the organism in Eukaryota, Viridiplantae, Streptophyta, Magnoliopsida, Sapindales, Anacardiaceae.